This is a messenger RNA of Saccostrea cuccullata (small rock oyster), 1642 nucleotides long. Its product is annotated as innexin unc-9-like. The record is from RefSeq and is a predicted model, not a curated record. The transcript is spliced from 2 exons. The coding region runs from base 1 to 1236 and encodes 411 amino acids. Lineage: Eukaryota; Metazoa; Mollusca; Bivalvia; Ostreida; Ostreidae.
AUGAGCCAACAUUAUUAUACUAACAUUUUCCUACUAUUCUUUGUCAUUGUUGUGGCCACUGAGGACUAUGCUGAACCUAUACAUUGCUGGUGUCCCGACGAAUUCACAGACAACGAGGUCAUUUAUACACAACAAUUAUGUUGGGUUUCAAAUACUUACCGGAUACCAUUCUCAGAACCCAUUCCGCCUCAGUUUGAACCCAGAAAUAAUGAUGAAGUGACGUAUUAUCAAUGGGUCCCUUUGAUUCUCUUGGUAAUGGGAGCAAAAAUUAACACAAUAGAAAAUUGUCAUUCAAUCCUGAAAUUUCCUCGUCAAGUUUGGAGAUAUUGUUCGCAAAGGUCUGGUGUUGGUGUUAAGAAAAUGCUGAAUAUGAUAGAAGAGUCAAUUAAGGAUACGCCGGAGGAAAGAGAAAAGAAAGUUACUAUGGUGGCAGAGUAUAUUGAUAGUUGGUGCUCAAACGUGAAUCCCUUUCGCGGUGGAAUAUACUCUGGAAUUCGGGAAAAAUAUGGACGUUAUUGCAGUCUAGGUUUUGGACGUCACUAUGGGAAUUAUCUUGUAACAUUAUGUGUGUUUGUGAAGUUUCUUUACUUUCUAAAUGCCGUUUUACAGUUAUAUUUUCUGAAUGAGUUUCUUGGAGGAAAAGAUUUUUGGGUCUAUGGAUACGAAGUGAUAUAUAAAGUUAUUAUGGAGAAUAACUGGGGUUCGUCCACACGGUUUCCAAAAGUUACUCUUUGUGACUUCGAUUUGCGACAACUUGAAAACGUCCAACGAUGGACUCUGCAAUGCGUACUUCCGGUGAACUUGUACAACGAAAAAAUCUUCAUUUUUCUUUGGUUUUGGAUUUCUCUCGUCGCUUUCUGCAGCUUCUGUAACCUUAUUUACAGCUUAUUUUUGGUCCUCUACCCCAGGCACAGAACGACCUUCACCAAAAAAUACCUAAAAAUGGAAGAUGUUUACGACAAAGGAAAUUAUUUGUCAAGGAAAAUGGUCCGAAAGUUUGCUGACAGCCACUUGCGACAAGAUGGCAUCUUUCUUUUGAAGAUGAUAGCUUUUAAUACAAAUACUGUUUUCGUUUCACAGAUUAUCAGAAUUAUUUGGGAAAAAUAUCGUGAACGCGUUCAUGAAGUUGGAAGAACUGUUGAAAAUGAAUUUUAUGAAGGAAAGCGGGCGACUACGAGGUAUAUUCCAGAACCAAAUUAUGGUCAUCUAACCGAUGGUUAUGAAAGUGAAGUUUAAAUCAAUUUCUUAAUUUUUAAGAUGACAAAAUUCAAAAACAUAGUGUUGUUUAUUUUGAAUUUGAAGAAACAGUUCAUGGUAAUAUUUUUAUGCAAAUCUUACAUUCCAGAUUCGGUUUAUGUAAAAAGAGGUAAAAUUCUCUACUAAAACAUAACAUGCAAUGUAUAUAUUUUUUCUAUGUAUUCUGUCAGAUUAAAAAUACCCCUAUCUUCCUUUAGAAAUUAAACCUUAAGAGAAUAUAGUAAUAUUUUGUUAAACUUAAUUGCUAAGUACAUGUAUAUCCCUUGUUACAUGUAUUUCGGAACACUUCUAUCUUCGUCGACCUUUCUAACGUUUCUCUGUAAUUUAUAUCAAUGUAGACAUUGUUGCCAACGCAUGCUGUAUGCUUUAUGAUGUAUAAUAAUAA